AUGCUAUUGUUUCUCUAAUUCUAUAUUGUCUCUUCCAUGUAUCCAAUUUCCUAUAUAGAUGAACGACCUUACUUGAAAUUAGACUAUAAUCUAUAGGUUCAACUUAAAUUAGAUGAAGUUUUAUCUGAAUUCUUACAAAGACAUUCAUCAAAUGAUAGAUGUCCAGAUUUCUAAUAAGAGGAAUGCUAUGAAGAAAUCUAUUAAAAUGGAUAAAAAACUAAGAUCAAACUUGAAAAAGAAAUCUUCUAUCUUUAUGAUAUAUAAUCUGAACAACAAAACUCAUAAACAAUUGUUUACUCUGAUUAAUAGUUAGAUCAAAAUGACAAAGAUUUAAUUAGUUUCCUUGCUUUAGCUCCUUUUUAGAAUCAUUAAAAUACCUUUUAUUAGAAUGGAUUUAGUCUUUGUCUAUCAUAAACUGAUGGAUAUCUUUCUACCAAUUUCAAUACUCUAUCAUUGAAUAUUUUACCUGAAAAAACUCAAGGAGUAUAUACUAGAUUAAAAGAAGAAUUAUAUACAACUUAUGGUCUUCAUAUUUAGAAUAUGGAGAUUUCUUUCAAAGUAAAAGAUAUUUCUAGUUAUGCCAUAUAUAUUGUUUCUGAAGAUGUAGUUUCUAUCCCAAAUGAAAUAUUCCCCCAUAAAUAUUUCCUAACUAAAGGUUUCAAACUUGAUACAAGUGGUUUCUAUUAUAGAGAUCAUUAAGAUAAUGAUAAUGUUGAGGAUUUAGAUCCACUAUUAUUUUAUAACUAUGAAAAUCAAGACAAUCCUUUAAUUAUUGAUCCAGUUGACUAUAUUGUUAAUGUAGAUAAUUCAUAAGAUUUAUUAAAAAUCUAUUCAGAUGAAUAAUAUAAUAAUGCUAUCAUAUUAGGAUUACCAUUUUUAAAAAAUAAGUUUUUAAAUGUUCAAACAGAUGAAAAUUAUGUAUUUGUGUCUUAACUUAAUACAAGUCAAUGUAUUGUUGAUUAAGAUCAAUCAAUACAAGUUUGGGAAAUUAUAUUCAUUAUACUUUAAGUGAUUUUAUUACCAAUUUUAGUUUAUUUAACAUUCAAAAAGUUAAGAUAACAUGAAUAGAAGAAACAACAAUAACAAAGUUAAACCUAAUAAUUCAUUACUGAAUUAUAACGAUAAGAUAGUUGA
Messenger RNA from Paramecium sonneborni, 1134 nucleotides. Lineage: Eukaryota; Ciliophora; Oligohymenophorea; Peniculida; Parameciidae. The record is from the annotation of a GenBank genome assembly.